This is a messenger RNA of Schistosoma bovis, 264 nucleotides long. NCBI's taxonomy places the organism in Eukaryota, Metazoa, Platyhelminthes, Trematoda, Strigeidida, Schistosomatidae. The record is from the annotation of a GenBank genome assembly.
AUGAGCUUUAUUACCAAACUACUGGGUGUAAUAUCCCCUUUCUCAAUAGAUUGGUCUUAUAGGAAACUUGUUCGAAAAACAACAUCUGCUCCUAGCAUGGUUAAACAAGGGUGUACCAAACGGCUACAUAUUUACUUAUUUUCAAUUUCUCAACGUGGUCGUCCGGUUUUCUUAUCGGAAUUUGGAGCUGGGUGUGGAGGGUCAUCUGGAAAUCGGGAUCUGUGUUGGCAUCUUACCUCAUCGUCAGAAGUCUUAAAACGCUAG